AUGUACUUAAUUCAACUGAAAGGCUAUCUGGCGGAGGCCGAGGGCUACUCAUCUGAUCCUGGAGAGGAGCUUGAGCCAACUGACGUGUUUCAACUUUCGGUAGGACGUCGCACAUCCACUGACUCCUCUGAUACAGGUUGUUGCUUAACACCACCGCCUCCCUCGUUGCCGAUAUCAUAUUCAUCCUCGUCUAACCAAAUGCACCUAACUGAUCACUCUCGGCAAUCUUCAAUGGAGCAAAAUCAACGCAAAAAUCAGCAACACCAGCUCCUACACCUGACUCACUGUCAUCGGUCAAAAGACAUGGUAUAUAGGACCCAUCAGGGAUCUACUGCUUCUCCAGAUGCCUGCGGAAACUCUGGAAAAGGCAUGCAACUUGGAAACGAUACAUCUUUUCUUGUCAGGCCCGAGGUGACAGCUGCCUCUGGUCUGUUGAGUUCUACUGAUUCUGGUAGUCUGAAUAACAGGCGUUUUUUCCAACAAUCGGGGUUUACUGAUUCGGCUGUCGCUCACCCUAUCGGUUAG
Molecule: messenger RNA, 525 nt
Organism: Protopolystoma xenopodis
Lineage: Eukaryota; Metazoa; Platyhelminthes; Monogenea; Polystomatidea; Polystomatidae
Source: the annotation of a GenBank genome assembly